Molecule: messenger RNA, 7232 nt
Organism: Leptopilina boulardi
Lineage: Eukaryota; Metazoa; Arthropoda; Insecta; Hymenoptera; Figitidae
Gene: Spt6
Product: transcription elongation factor SPT6
Exons: 11
Coding region: 124-5763 (1879 amino acids)
Biological process (GO): transcription elongation by RNA polymerase II; mRNA transcription by RNA polymerase II; nucleosome organization
Cellular component (GO): transcription elongation factor complex
Molecular function (GO): DNA binding; histone binding; nucleosome binding
Source: RefSeq, a predicted model, not a curated record
AGUACUAUUUUUUUGCGUGUCUUCUUGGAAAAAAGAUCAAAAGAUAAAUUUUUUUCCUAAAUUUUCGGAGUUACUUCCUUUAAAUAUAAUUAAAAUAAAAAGGGUGCUUCAAAUUUUGUGACAAUGGCUGACUUUUUACAUUCUGAAGCAGAAGAGAGUGAUGAUGAAGAUGAAUUGGAACCCGCAGAGAGGAAAAAACUUAAAAAACUUAAAGCUAUGGAAGAGAGCGACGAGGAAGAUGAAGAUGAUGAAGAUCGUUUGCGGGAAGAAUUAAAAGAUUUGAUUGACGACAAUCCAAUUGAAGAAGAUGACAGUGAUGGUGAGGAUAGUGAUGGUUCGAAAAAGAGGAAAAAAAGUGACGAGGAGGAUUUUGAUGAUCGCCUCGAGGAUGAUGAUUAUGAUCUUAUUGAAGAAAAUCUUGGGGUCAAAGUCGAAAGGAAACGAUUUAAACGUCUUCGAAAAAUUGAAGAUGAAGAAUCUGAAGAAGAACAGGAACACGAAGUGGAAGAAGAAAGAGACGCAAUUGCAAAUCAAUUAUUCGAAGGUUCAGGAGAUGAACGCGAUAUAUUGGAGGAUGAAAGGAGUGAACGAAGUCAUAGACCGGAAAUAGAAACUUUUGAUGAAGAAGGCAGCGAGGGUGAAUAUUCAGAAGAUGAUUUUAUUGUUGACGAUGAUGGUCGACCAAUUGCUGAGAAAAGAAAGAAGAAAAAACAUAUCUUUUCGGAUGCUGCUCUACAAGAAGCGCAGGAUAUAUUUGGUGUUGAUUUUGAUUACGAUGAAUUUGAUAAAUAUGGAGAAGAAGAUUAUGAGGAGGAGGAAGAUGAAGAGGAAGACGAUUACGUUGAUGAAGAGGCUGACAUUGAUAGACCCAAGAGACCGAAAAAACAGCCGAAAAAGAAAACUACAAAAAAGAGUAUUUUCGAAAUUUACGAGCCAUGCGAACUUAAACGUGGACAUUUCACGGAUCUUGACAACGAGGUUCGUACCACAGAUAUACCAGAAAGAAUACAAUUACGUUCGGUGCCAAUGACACCAGUUGCAGAAGGUUCCGAUGAAUUGGAUCUCGAAGCAAAAUGGAUUUACGAACAAGCAUUUCAUAGGCCGACAAUUUCUGUUCAAGAUUCACAUUUAAAUGCCGAAGCAAAAGAGAGAGCCAAUAAACCACCGCAUACAAUUGAAAAAAUAAAAAAGGCCCUUGACUUUAUGCGAAAUCAAUAUUUCGAAGUGCCUUUCAUUUCUUUUUAUCGUAAAGAAUAUGUUUUGCCUGAAUUAAAUAUAAAUGAUCUUUGGAAAGUUUAUAAAUUUGAUGCAAAAUGGUGUCAAUUGCGUCAGCGUAAAGAAAAUCUAUUAAAAUUGUUUGAGAAAAUGAAAAAUUUUCAACUUGAGGAAAUAAUGAAAAAUCCUGAUGCACCGCUACCGGAAAAUUUACGUGUCAUUAAAGACGAUGAUGUUGAACGUUUAAAAAAUGCACAAACAAGCGAGGAAUUAAAUGAUAUUUAUCAUCAUUUUAUUUUAUAUUAUAAUCAUGAAAUUCCAUUGAUGCAAGAAGCUGUUAGACAAAAGGAGCGUGAGACAAGAAAAGAAGCGAAACGUCAAAAACGUAAACAAUUGAUACUUGAGGCAGAGGAAAAUGGUGAAGAACCACCGCCUGAGGAUGAUGAGGAAGAUGAGGAGGAUGAUAAUGUUGAUGAAAUUUUAAAAAAAGCCGCACGAACAGGACCAUAUGAGAUUUGUCGUAAAGCUGGAUUAGAGAGUUUAGUGAAAAAAUUUGGAUUAUCGCCGGAGAAUUUUGCUGAAAAUUUACGUGACAAUUAUCAACGACAUGAAGUUGAUCAAGAGCCAACAGAACCAAUUAUACUUGCCGAGGAAUUUAUUGGUCAAAAAUUUAAAAAUACCGAUGAAGUUUUAAAAGCAGCACAAUUAAUGGUGGCAUUUCAAUUGUCACGUGAACCACUUGUGAGAAAAUGUGUACGCGAUAUUUAUAUGGAGAGGGCAAAAAUAUCAAUACGUCCAACAAAAAAAGGAAUGAAGGAAAUUGAUGAAAAUCAUCCAAUUUAUUCAAUGAAAUAUUUGAAAAAUAAACCAGUACGCGAUCUUAUUGGUGAUCAUUUUUUAAAAUUAUUUACUGCCGAACAAGAUAAAUUGAUAACAAUUUCAUUUAGUAAUUCAAUUGAGGGUAAUACAAGCGCUAAUUUUAUUGAGGAAAUGAAACAACUUUAUUAUCGAGAUGAAUUUAGUAAAAAUGUUCAAGAUUGGAAUGCAUUGCGAGUUGGAAGUGUUGAAAUGGCACUUAUGAAAAUGGUGAUACCGGAUUUGAAGAAAGAAUUGCGGACAAAUUUAAUAGCGGAGGCAAAAGAAUGUGUGAUGAGAGCGUGUUGUCGAAAAAUGUACAAUUGGCUAAAAGUUGCGCCCUAUAGUUGUGAAUUUCCUGAGGAAGAUGAUGAGGAAUGGGAUACAAGUCGUGGAUUACGUGUUAUGGGACUUUCAUAUGUUAAUGAUUAUUCACAAUCGGCAUUUGCUUGUAUUAUAUCACCAGAUGGUGAAUGUACCGAUCAUCUUCGUCUUCCUCAUCUUCUUAAACGUAAAAAUAGUUUUCGUCGUGAUGAAAAAGUAAUGAAGGAAGCUGAUCUAUUGGCAAUUAGAAAUUUUAUCGCUACUAAGAAACCACAAUUAAUUGUUAUUGGUGGUGAAUCACGUGAAGCAUUAAUGAUUCAAGCGGAUGUUAAGGAAAUAAUAACAAAUUUAAUUGAUGAAGAACAAUUUCCUAAUGUUCAAGUGGAAAUUUGUGAAAAUGAUUUGGCAAAAAUUUACGCAAAUAGUAAUAAAGGUAUCGCUGAAUUUCGUGAUUAUCCAGAAUUAUUGCGACAGGCAAUUUCAUUAUCAAGAAGAAUGCAAGAUCCACUUGUGGAAUUUUCACAAUUAUGCACAGCUGAUGAGGAAAUACUUUGUCUUAAAUUUCAUCCAUUGCAAGAUCAAUUGCCGCAAGAUGAAUUAUUGGAGAAUAUUUAUCUUGAAUUUGUGAAUCGUGUUAAUGAAGUUGGUGUUGAUAUUAGUAAGGCAGUACAACAGGCGUAUUGUGGAAAUUUGGUACAAUUUGUAUGUGGUCUUGGUCAACGUAAAGGACAGGCUUUGAUUAAAAUUUUAAAACAAACAAAUCAGAGAUUGGAGAAUAGAACACAAUUAGUGACGGCUUGUCAUAUGGGACCUAAAGUAUUUAUUAAUUGUGCUGGAUUUAUUAAAAUUGAUACAAAUAGUCUUGGUGAUAGUACAGAGGCUUAUGUUGAGGUACUCGAUGGAUCGCGUGUUCAUCCUGAGACUUAUGAAUGGGCAAGAAAAAUGGCUGUCGAUGCACUUGAAUAUGAUGAUGAGGAUGCAAAUCCAGCUGGUGCUUUGGAGGAAAUUUUAGAAUCACCAGAGAAAUUAAAAGAUUUGGAUCUCGAUGCAUUCGCUGAGGAAUUAGAGAGACAGGGCUUUGGUAAUAAACGUGUGACACUUUAUGAUAUUCGAGCGGAAUUAAAUAGUCGUUACAAAGAUUUACGAGUUACUUAUCAAUCGCCAAAUCCGGAGAAAUUAUUUGAUAUGCUCACUAAGGAGACACUUGAAACAUUUUAUGAGGGGAAAUUAAUUUUAGCGACUGUCAUUGGUAUUAGUCGGAGGAAACCACAAGGUGAUCAACUUGAUCAAGCGAAUCCGGUGAGAAAUGAUGAGACGGGACUUUGGCAAUGUCCAUUUUGUUUGAAGAAUGAUUUUCCCGAAUUGUCGGAGGUAUGGAAUCAUUUUGAUGCUGGCUCAUGUCCUGGUAAGGCAAUUGGUAUUCGAUUACGUUUGGAUAAUGGAAUAUCGGGUUAUAUACAUAUUAAAAAUUUGUCUGAUAAACAUGUUGCAAAUCCUGAAGAGAGAGUUGGACUUGGACAAAUAAUUCAUUGUCGAAUUAUUAAAAUAGAAGUGGAAAAAUUUGGCGUUGAAUGUACAAGUAAAAGUAGUGAUCUUGCUGAUAAGAAGAAUGAAUUUAGACCGCAGAAGGAUCCAUUUUAUGAUACUGAGAUCGAGGAGAAAGAUCGUCAGGUGGAGGAGGAUGCAAAAAAAGUGAAACAACGACAAACUUAUGUGAAACGAGUUAUUGUUCAUCCUUCGUUUCAUAAUAUAAGUUUUUCCGAAUCGGAGAAAUUAUUGCAAAAUAUGAAACAGGGAGAUGCAAUUAUAAGACCGAGUAGCAAAGGUGCUGAUCAUUUGACAGUUACUUGGAAGGUGACAGACGGUGUUCAUCAGCAUAUCGAUGUACGUGAAGAAGGAAAAGAAAAUGCAUUUUCAUUGGGACAUCGAUUGUGGAUUGGUAGCGAGGAAUUUGAAGAUCUUGAUGAAAUUCUCGCACGACAUAUUAAUCCAAUGGCUGCUUAUGCUUCUGAAUUACUUGAAUUUAAAUAUUAUAAAUCAAGUAUCGGUGGUAUUAAGGAUAAAGCUGAAGAAUUGCUCAAAACACAAAAGAAAGAAAAUCCUGGCGGUAUACCGUAUAUUAUUUCAGCAGCUAAAAAUCUUCCUGGAAAAUUUUUAUUAUCCUACUUGCCACGUGUUCAAUGUCGUCAUGAAUAUGUCACUGUUUCACCGGAGGGUUUUCGAUUUCGUGGACAAAUGUUCAGUAAGGUGGCAGAUUUAUUGAAAUGGUUCAAGGAACAUUUUCGUGAUCCUCUACCUGGUCAAGCGACUCCCAGCACUCCACGAGGAAUGAUGUCAACUAGAACUCCAUAUCAUACACCAGGAGGUGUAAAUCAGGAAGCAAUUCAAAGAGUUGCACAAAAUAUGCCUCAACAUAUUUUAAGUUCACUUUCGCAAGUUGCGAAUCAAAAAAUAUAUCAACCACAUACACCUAGUGCUGCGGGUUAUAGUGGCAUUCAUACUUAUCCAAAUACGCCUUACACACCAUCGGGUCAAACUCCCUUCCAAGCGAUGACGCCUUAUCGAACGCCACAAACUCCAUUUUUACAACCAGCACCAGUUUCAAUUCAACCAAUUCAUCACAGUAGUCCCAGUCUUUCGAGACCGACACCACCACCUUCAAACGCUUCAGCUGGAAAUAAUAUGGAUUGGAAAAAAGCUGCUAUGGCCUGGGCACGUCAGGCCGGUUCUAAACCCUCUGGCAAUACUCCAAGAUUUGAUGAAGAUAGAAGAACUCCACGUCGCUAUGAGAAUGAUUUUGAUAUAAGCGACAAUUCAUUUUCAAAAGGAUCAUCACGCGAUAAUACACCAAAACAAUCGUUUGAUGAUAAUAAUUCAUUUUCUUCUAGAGAUAAAACACCAACUUAUUCCUCAUCAUCGUCAACAUUCCGAGGGAAAUCACCAUCAUAUUCAAUGAAUCAAAGAGGAAAAUCACCAUCAUUAUCGAGUAGCACAUCACGUGGUAAAUCACCAUCAUACUCGCGUAAUAAAUCACCGAAAUAUAAACAAAGUCCACGUAGCAGUAGCAGUAGUAGUAAUCGUGGUGGUGGGAAAUUUAAUGCAAAUACAUCAUCAUCACGUGACAAGAGUCCAGCUUAUGAUGAUAAUCCAUUUACAAUUGGUUCAUCGAGAGAUCGACAGAGAGAUGAUGAUAAUAAUGAUGAGCAAUCAGAAAAGAGUGAUAAUCCAUUUACAAUUGGUUCAUCACGUGAAAAAUUAAGAACUCCGUCGUAUAAAUCACCACGUAAUAGUAGUACUCCGUUCACGAAUUCUAGUCCAAGGAGUAUGUCAUUAAGUGGUGAUGGAACACCACUUUACGACGAAAGCUAACAACAUCGUUCUUUUAUUAUAUCUCGUUCUUUAUAGUUUUAGGCGUUGUUUAAUCAAAGAAAAUAGAAAAAAAAAGAAAAUUUGCCUUUCGGUACUCUCUCUCUAUUUCUAAUAUUAUGGAGAAUUGCUUGCAAAAAGCAAGAGAAAAGGAAGUCUUUUUUUUUGAAAAAAAAAGCAUUUUCCAAAAAGGAUAGUUUUUCUGUGAUAGUCUUUUAAAAAAAUAAUUUUAAAUAACUUUUUAUUACUAUUUAUUUAAAUAAUUUAUUAUUAUUUUAAUAUUCAAUUUUUGAGUAUAUUUUAAGAAUUUGUCAAUUACUAAAAUUGUAACAAUUUCCUCUUUUUCUUGACUGAACUGAAAUUCUUUUAAAAAAACAGUUGUUUAAAAUUUUCCAAAAUAGACAGUCGCAGAUUAACUGAAUAUAAUAAUUAAGAGGACUUAUUUAUUAUUAAAUAAUUUGUCUUCAGAGAUUUAAUUCUUCUUUCAUGAUUAAGAACUUCUCAGUUUACAUAGAUUUUUUUUUAUGUAUAGAAGAGAAUUAUUUUGAAGAAUAUUACAAAAGAAUUGUAUUUCUUUUUAUUUUUUACUUACAUCUAGUCAUUUUUGUUUUUGUUGAAAAUUUAUUUAUUUAUUUUUUUUGUGUUUUUAAUUUGUUGACAUUUAUGAAAAAUUGCAUGAUAUUGAAAAUUUGUGAAUAUGUUUUAUUGUUUUUAUAAAUUUUAUAGUUGUUUCUUUUUCUCUUGCUUUUAAGAUAAGACAAUUCACGGGGAUUUUAAUUAUUAUUGACCUAUGUCAAUAAUAUUUAGUGCAAAAUUGUUGUAAUAUAAUUUUUUGUUUUGUCACAUAUGCAUAAUAAUCGAUUAUGAAAUAUGUUAAUUAGAUGCCACAUAAACUUUUACAAAUGUCUUGAAAGAAUUUUCCAUCUCAAGCUUUUUAUUUAGAAAUAUUUAUAAAAAAUAUUGUUCUAUAGAUAAUCAAUUGUAUAUACAUUUAUAUACAAAAAAAAUUUUGUCAUUUACAAAUGGUAAAAGGAAUUCGAAAUUUUGUUUAAUUUCUUUUUCAAGGCGAUUUUUGCAUUUAAAUUUUUUUUCUGAUUCAACUGAAAUCGAUAAUAAUCUAGUCUAUUUUUUCAAAGUCUCGCGAUAAACAAAAAAAAAAAAUGCAAAUUAUUUACAAAUCAAAUGUGUCUUUUUAUACAUUUUUCAUUGAUCUCAGAAUUUUAAGUACCAUCACACAAAAUCAAAUUUUAUGUGAACAUUGAUAUUUUUAUUAUUACAAUCGCCGUUUAAUGAUUAAUUAGUUAUAAUUGUGAGGGAUUAUUUUAAUGAACAUAAUUUGUUCAUUUUUUGUUUUCUAAAUCUACAAAAAGUAUGCUCUUCUCAUAUAUUUUUUACAAUGGCUAAACGGUGAAAUACAUUAUAUGUAUUACAUUAUAUUAUAAUAAAAUAUAUUCAAAGCCCUUUAUCAAAAA